This is a messenger RNA of Symbiodinium sp. CCMP2456, 3444 nucleotides long. The record is from the annotation of a GenBank genome assembly. NCBI's taxonomy places the organism in Eukaryota, Dinophyceae, Suessiales, Symbiodiniaceae.
AUGGCGAUGUUCGCGGCAACCGCCCGCAUCCUGACGGUGAUGUUGGCCGGCUGCUUGUCUUUCAAGUUGUCGGAGCCGAGCGCGGGGAAGCAGGCGCAGGCGGGAUUCGGAGAUCCCGGGAUCGAGGAAGGCCCGCCACGUGGCCAUGGCAGCGAUGGCGGCCAUGGCUUGGGCCUGGGGGGUCUCGGAAAGAACCUGAACUUCCUCCUUGUGAAGGUGGCACAGCUCGAGGCCCUCGCCGAGAUGCAGCAGGCGGAGAUCGCCACGCACCGCUUGGAGAUUGCGUCAUUGAAAGAGGGGCACAGGGGUCCCACGAAAAUGGACCCUUCCAAGCUGGAGAUCUUGCUGGAGGAGAUGCAGACGCGUUCCACAGGGGCUGCCGGGUUGGACGAGGCCACGGCCCUCCUGAAGAAGGUCUGGCACAAGCACGAGCACCAGCGACAGUUUUACAAGGGUUCCGGCCUUGAUCGAAGUGCGACGCCUGAGCAGCCGCAGCGAACGCUGCCUUCCGGCGAGAACUUGGAGCGAGGUUUGAAGAACGAGACUGCAGGCCUCGCAGCCAAAGGCGACUGGAAUCCCCUUGACUACAUUCCGGGGGGUGAGCAUGUGAAAAAUUUUGCAGACGAUCCGACGGGGUUCUUGGAGGACGGUUUUGCUGCCGCCACAACACCGGCUGAGAAGGUGGCAUAUGCCAAGGAACAGCUGGCGGAGAAGACCUUUGACACGGUGGAGAAGGCCACGACGCUCCUUCAAAACGUCCUCGGUCUCGAAGGCUUUACGGACUUUUGGGUGAAGCUUUUGCGGACCGCUCAGCCAAGUUUCGACACCAACCUUGGGAGGCUGAAUCUCGGCAAAAUCAAGGUUCAGUUCAGCUUGGUCGGCGAGGAGGUAGAGCAAGCGCUGGACUUGGAGUGGAUUGAUUUGCCACCGCCGCUGAAGAAUGUUGGGAAAGCCGAUCUCCUGAAGGUGAUCGUCGAUGGGCUGCCACCGCUGAAGUCCACGGUCAACUUGGGCGAGGAGCUGACAGCCUGCUCCCAGCAGACCGGGAACGGGCUUGUGGAGUGCCUCGGCAAUUUGGUCAUCGCCAACACCCCUCCCUUCAGCUUCCUGAACCAGAUGGGUGACAUCCUGUCCGAGUUCCUGGAGGGCUUCGCAAAGAUUGCGGGCACGGUGGCCAGGCAGGUCCUGAAGGGCAGCAGCUCCUUGAUCCAGGAGGCGGCCCUCUCGAAGUUCCCCGCCAUGGGAUCCCCGGCUGCGGUACAUCAUUCGGAUCAAAGCCUGGUGAUCACGAAGCAUACGCAGAAGCAGGGGAAGUUCUCGACCCUGCAGAUGGAGGGGGACCCACCGAAAGAUGGCAUCUCCUUCACUCUGCACGACGAGGGGUCCAACUAUCAGUCCAAGCUGAUCACCCAGUUCCACGGCUACGAAAAGGACACGAGCUCCUGCCUGGCCUUUGCCCCAAAGAGUCGGCAGCAAGCGGGCCAGGUGAGCGAAGCAGACUGGCAGGUCACCGAUCCGAAUGACUUCGUGCAACUGGAACCCUGGGCCGUGCCCUGCGGCACCGACUGGAUGAAGGAACACGAGAGCAAAUGGCAAGGCUACUCCUUCUACACAGGGGAGUUGAACAUCGAGCAGUGCGUGACGGUGGCCUACGGUGUCAACGUGCAGCCGGUUGUUGCCUUUGUGGCCGGGGUGCAGAUUGAAGUGAUGCCCAAGCCAUUGGUUUCUGUGGAGGCGACUGUCUGCUGGCCCAAGGAGCGUCCCGACGGCCAGGACCUGAGCAUGCUGCGAAUGAAGAUCUCAACCAGCGGCGUGCUGCUCUUUUCCAAGACGCUGCGCUUGGCCAAGCGCUACAGGGACCCCACAGACUUCCUGGACCACCAUGGCCACUUGCACCGUACCAUGGCGAACUGGGAGCAGGAAACCAAUCCCCGGUCGGCGAUAAGCCGAACGAAUCUGAUGCAGACGGGGGCCGGUCAGGCCCACAACCAGUCGCACGCCAAGGCCGCCAAGGCCGCCAAGGGCAAAGCCCAAGACGACGGGGAGCAAGGAGUCUUCGAGUGGGUGGAAGACGAGGAGGGCACCUACCUGGCCUCCGCCAGCUACUCCCCAGAGCUCGGGGUGAACUUGACCUCCGAACUGCAUGGGGCGGAGGCCAAAAAGCGCCUGAGCCUGGCAGCCACGGAAGCCCAAGGAGUCUUCCAGCUCUUCAACUUCAAGCACGACGGGAACGUGAACUUCGAGUUCCAGGCCGUUAUGGACGGGAAAUACCUGGAGAUGAACACGAAGAUGGGCUUCGGACCCUUCACAUCGCACCAAAAGUCGAUCAAGCUGGUGGACAUCACACACCAGUUCGAGGUGGUACUUUACGCGCUCCCGUUCAUUUCCAUCGCCAGCAGGUCCAAUGCCCUUGACGCUCUCAACGCCUUCACUCACGACAUGCCGCCGCCCGUCGUUUUGAAGCCCGGUACGACCGUGGCUCUCUGGAACAUCUUCUUCCAGAGGUACCUGACCGCCAACAGCGCAGGUGUUGUUGGCACAGGUCCGACUCACAACUUCGACGCGGGCCUUCCGGCACAUUGGCAGCUGGAGCGCUGGACUGUUUUGGACGCGGGCGAGGGCAAGAUCGCACUUCACCAUCCCAGGUACAACGCCUUCAUGAGCCUCGCAGAAACGGGGAUGUGGCUCAGGUACGCUGCCCCCAAGGACUUUCAUCCCGGCGGAGGCUGGGAAGCCCAGACCUUCCUUGCGGUGAAUUUGGGUGGCGGGUCAGGCCUCUUCGGCUUGCAGAACCCCGCGACCAAGCGCUUCGUUUCCUCUGGGGCUCAGCACGACACCUAUGUGACCAACCCGUCCGAUGUCCUCCAUGAAGGGUGGACCCAUCAGCAGUUCCGGGCGGAGGUGCUGAAACCGCGGCUGAGGGUUGGCACGACGGUGGGACUCUGGUGCUCGAUCCACAAGCACUGGCUGCGCCUGAACCACGCAGACCUCGACAAGGGUGGAAAUAUCGUGCAUGCUAACCAGAUGCCAGACUUGGCUUUUCAAACCGAUUGGGAGAAGUUCUUGGUGGUGGAUGCCGACAACGGCGAGGUUGCCUUGUGGAACCCCACCUUCAAGGCCUUCGUGAUGAUCCAAAAUGGAGACGCUCGGGCCAGCGGCCCCAUCUAUCCUAGGCAGCUCACCAGCAUCCCGCCAGAGUACAAGUUCCAAGUCGUGCCCACCGCCGAUAACACGAUCGGCUUGCACAACCCGGCGUCAGUUCAUUUCUUGGCCAUGACUGACCAGCCGGGGGCUGCUGGCAUUAGCGUCUCCCAUUAUCCAAUCCAGGUCAUGCCGGAGACCGCCACCUGGGAGCGCUUCGUGGUCUACGAGUUGCCAGGGGGUCCGGGUGGUCCUGCAGACAGCGCUCAACCGGCGGGAUGGAGCUUCGACAUCACGAGGUGA